UUGUGGUGAGCAGCAUCUGAUUACACGGAGACGCCAGUAGGCAUCGGAGGGGGGAAGACACUCAAUUAUCUACCAGCCGAAGCUGCUCCUCAGUCCGCUCCGGAGCACAAACACUUUUUAUCUCCAUACUUCACCGAGGAACUUUACUUUAUUACACCGAGCAGAAACACCGAGGCGACGGGUAUCUGGAGGUGAAUGUGUCGCAGCUUCUCACGGUAUAAAUGGCUGAGAGGGACCGACGUGUGACUGCGGAGUAAACUUGCAACAUGUCGCAGUCGGUGCUGGAGGCUUGAAGAGGACUAACCGCCGUGUUUUAACGAGGACACUCGUCAGGAGAGGCGGUCAGAGCGGGGAGGAGAGUGGCUGCUGCUCGGAGGUGGGAGCCAAACAACAGGCCCGUGGAGACAAAGACUGUCUUCUGUUUGGACAUCUGUCCGUCUCUGUUUUCGUCUCUGAUAAGUAUUUUCUGAAGCCGCCAUCAUUCUGUGCUGUAAGACCGACCCCAAAAUGUCUUCCAAUGGGGACCUCAGCGACCUGGGAAGCUCAGACAGCUUCUGGGAGCCGGGGAACUACAAAAGAACGGUGAAGCGGAUAGACGAUGGUCACCGGCUGUGUAAUGAGUUGGUCAGCUGCUUCCAGGAGAGGGCAAAGAUAGAGAAGAGCUACGCUCUGCAGCUGAGCGACUGGGCCAAGAGGUGGAGGGGUGUCGUGGAGAAAGGUCCUCAGUACGGUACACUGGAGAAAGCGUGGCACGCCUUUAUGCAGGCAGCCGAUCGGAUCAGCGAGCUGCAUCUGGAGCUGCGGGAGCGGCUGGCGGGCGAGGACACUGAGAAGGUGCGCAGCUGGCAGAAGGAUGCCUUCCACAAGCAGAUGAUGGGAGGCUUCAGAGAGACCAAGGAUGCAGACGACGGCUUCCGCAAAGCACAGAAACCCUGGGUCCGCAAACUGAAGGAGGUGGAAGCCAGUAAGAAGAGCUACCAUCAGGCAAGGAAGGAGGAGUGGACAGCGGUUACCAGGGAAACACACGCCAAAGCUGACCCGACCAAGUCACAGGAGGAAGUUCGCAAAUUCACGACCCGGGCAGAGCGCUGCAGCCAGGAGGCUGACAAAAUGAAGGAGCGCUACUCAAAGGCCCUGGAGGAUCUGAACCGCUGUAACCCUCGCUACAUGGAGGACAUGGAGCAGGUGUUCGACCUCACCCAGGAGGCCGAGCGUAGGAGGCUGCGCUUCUUUAAAGACAUGCUGCUGGACAUCCACAAACACCUCGACCUGUCCGCCAAAGAAGGGUUCAAAGUCCUGUACCGGGAUCUGGGUCAGACCAUCCAAGCAGCCAAUGACACCGAAGAUCUGAGAUGGUGGAGGAACACCCACGGACCGGGCAUGAGCAUGAACUGGCCACAGUUUGAGGAGUGGUCUCCAGAGGCGAGUCGCUCCAUCAGCAGGAAGGAGCGAGGUGGACACUCUGAGGAAAACGUGGUCACCCUCACCAACAUCGUCUCCUCAGGUGGAGAUGACGUCCCUCCGAGUCCCAUCACCCUGGACACCAGCAGGGUGAAAGAUUAUUCGUCGGACUGGUCAGACGAGGAGAGUCCUAAGAAGGUGCUGGCGUUGAACGGCGUGGGGGAGGCGGAGGACGAGGAGGAUCAGGUAGAGGGGGUGCGAGUCCGAGCGCUCUAUGAUUACACGGGCCAGGAGGCCGAUGAGCUCAGCUUUAAAGCAGGCGAGGAGCUGCUGAAGAUGGGAGAAGAGGACGAGCAGGGCUGGUGUAAAGGACAGCUGAGCAGCGGCCAGGUCGGCCUCUACCCCGCCAACUACGUCCAGGUCGUCGCCUCCUGAUGGCCCACCCUCUCUGGUCACCCAGCCAAUGGUACAACUAGACUCACGAUGCAAGGACCAAUCAGAAGCUAGUAGUGCUGACAUGUAGACAGUGAAACCACCAGACAGUUUUUGUUACCGACUGUAAAACUCGACUCUGAGUUUGCUUUUUUUUUCCUGUUGUUUGAGCUGCGAUUUUGAAACUCAGCCAGUGGAAAAAGUCCACUUGUUGUGACAGGCUGUUUACUCAGCUCAAGGUCAACGACAUUGUUGUUUUAAAGAGGUCUCCGAAGGCCUGCCAACAUCAACAGACAUUUGUAGAAAAACACGGACGCAAGUUAUCAAACUGGAGUUUUGGUUUUCUGCUCGCUGCCAUCUUUUUCAGUUUCUAGAGUCAGAAAAUCCACAUUUAAUCAAAGAGGAAGAAGCCAGGGUGGAACAGCAGUGAGAGCAGCCACCAUGCCUGACUGUGAUUGGCUGAAACACCUGUCAGUCAGUCAAACAAACUACUAAACAUGCCUCUUAUUAUAGAAAUAAUUUGACAUUUGAGGAAAAGGCUUAACUUGCUCUCCUACAGAGUAAGAUGAGAAGAUGGAUACUCUCAUAUCUCUCAUGAGACUAAAGCCAGCAGCCCGUUAGCUUAGCUUAGCAUAAAGACAAGAAGGUUUACUGACUUUGAUCUGGAAGUAGAAGUUCCAUUCUUUGUUGUUGUUAUUAUGUGAACAAUUCUACAGCUUUAGGAUUACAACAUCAGUAUAAAAGAUUAAUAGAAAACAGUCUAACUUUUGUACAAAAUAAAUUUGAGGUUCAAAAUAAAUACAACUGGCAGAGUUAUUACAGUUUUGUAAUAUUCAUUCCUUUUUAGUAUUAUUUGAUUUUAUUUUUUAUUUUUUUUCAAUUCAGUUUGAUUGUAGUUAGUUUCCAAAGUGGGUUUGCUUGUUUCAGGUUAGUGUUUAUUGUUUAAAUGUUAAAUUUUAGUCAAGAUUUUAUUAUCUUCAGUAUUAGUUUUAGGUUUUUAUGCCUCUGUGUUGAUGAUAGCAGCUAGAGGCAUUAUGUUUUCGGGUUGUCACAGAUGAGCAACCGAUCCAUGUCUGUUUUCACAUAUAUAGAUGUAACCUGUAACUGCAACUUGACUGAUGGGCGGGGACAUACAAUCGCUAGGUGGUAAUUCUAGUUUAUUAUAAUAUAUUUGUCAGGGGCAAUAUUUAAGAAGGUUAGAAUAGAAAUACAAAUCAAACAACACUUUGUGAGGGCAGUUGAUUCACAGUCAUAAAGACAUCCCUGUCUUAAUAAACAUAAGCACAAAUGCCUCAUUAUACCAAAUUAACAAAGACUAAAACUAAAAGCUUUUCCUUUAUUUUAGUUAGUUUUGUGAGUACAAAAUAUUGUUUCAGUUAGUUUCCAAUUUUUUAUUGUUUAUUUAAGUUAAUGAACAUCUUUUCACACCUAGUUUUAGUUGUUAGUAUUUUUUUUUUUUUAAUUUAACCAUAAUAACCUUGCUCCCAAGGUACAUUUCGGCAAGAAACAACCAUAUUAAGAGCUUAAAACUCUAAAUGCUAAUUGCAGGUGGAAGAUUAAAGUGUUGAGAAAGGUCUGCUAUGGUCGUUGGAUUUUUGUUACUUUCGGACAGAGCCAGGUCAGCUGUUUUCCCCCCAUUUCCAGUCUUUAUGCUAAGCUAGGCUAACUGGCUGCUGGAGUCUUAAAUGAGAGUGAUAUCGAUCCUCGCAUCUAAAUCUCUGCAAGAAAAUGAGUAAGUGUAUUUUCCAAAAUGUCAAACAUUUUUUAAAGCCUUGGUAUUCUCAUCAUUACAUAAAAUCGACUUCUUUGUGGGGUAAAAAUAAUUUUAAUAUAGACUUUGGGACUGUUCUUCAGUAGAUUUCAGCCUGUGAUCCAGCAUCUAGUGGCCGUUAGUGGAACUGCAGCUGGAGGCACCUCUUCAUCUUCAUCAUCCUCUCUGCUCAGCUGUGGUUUCUGCUUGACUAGAAGAGCUGAAACAAACCCAAUGAAAGACUGUCAGUGCCUUAGUCAAUUGAGGCUAGAAAUGUCAGCGCCGCCCUGCUGUGUGAGCAAGGAACUACAGCCGUCUGCUGAGUGACGACCAGUCUGAUCCCAGUAGAAACCAGCAGAAUCUCCUGUGACCUGGACUUUAAAACGCUUCACUUGAUUGGUUCAUUCAUCUCGACAUCAGCAUGCUUCAGUUAUUUUGUAGAUUUUUUAGGUUGUGACACUGAAUUCACUUUCUUUCCUUCAUUGAUUUUUCUUUUUUAUCUGAUAGCUACAUGUUUAUAUAAAGUCAACUGAUUUUGAGUAUGGACGGUUUAAACUGUUGCUACCUGUUUAUUUUUUAAGAAUAGCAUUUUUACAGUCAACGUCUUUACUUUAUAAUUUAUUCUCCUCUUUAUUUUAGCAAUCGUUCUUCAUUUUAGGGCUGACGAAGGUGAGAGUGAAGUUGACUGUUUAGAUUUGGGUCAUUUAACCUGUGGAAGGUGGUUUGUUGCUAGUUUUGUUUUGCUGUGCUGCGAUCACGAAGCACCUCAAACAUCUGAAAUCAUAAGUGAUAAUAUUCUGUCCGGUUUUUGGGUUUAUCUUGUUUAAGUUUGUGGUUUGUGUCUGAGGGAGCCUCCUCCUCCUCCUCGUCUGUCCUGCUGACCCGAGCAUCGCUACAGCUAACCCACGUAGACGUCUGAAUAAUAAGAGAGGUCAUAGAGGAUAUUAAUGCUACUGUGCUGCUCCUUCAUUCUUUCCUUUUCUUUACAAAAUUAUAACAUGUACAGACAAUAAAGUGGGAAGCAACAAUAAAGAGCUUUCUGCAGAUGGAA
Epinephelus lanceolatus (giant grouper) is the source of this 4634-nucleotide messenger RNA. RefSeq names its product protein kinase C and casein kinase substrate in neurons 3 (gene pacsin3). NCBI's taxonomy places the organism in Eukaryota, Metazoa, Chordata, Actinopteri, Perciformes, Serranidae. Gene Ontology annotation, cellular component: endosome; plasma membrane; cytoplasm. The record is from RefSeq and is a predicted model, not a curated record. Gene Ontology annotation, molecular function: phospholipid binding; protein binding. Gene Ontology annotation, biological process: plasma membrane tubulation; cytoskeleton organization; regulation of endocytosis.